AUGUCCGACUUCGAAGAUGAGAUGGACAUUGAUCUCCCCGUCUCCAAAGACGUCACCUUUUCCUCCAGCAAUGCAGCCAAGGGCAAGCGCAGUGCCGCCAAUCUCCCAGUUGAAGCCGAAGACAGCCUUCCAUGGGUCGAAAAGUAUCGCCCAGUCUCCCUCGACGACGUCUCUGGCCACCAAGACAUCCUCGCUACCAUCAACAAGUUCGUCGACUCGAACCGCCUUCCACAUCUCCUUCUCUAUGGUCCACCCGGCACCGGAAAAACAUCCACCAUCCUCGCCCUGGCCCGACGAAUCUAUGGUGCCGAGAACAUGCGCCAGAUGGUCCUCGAGCUCAACGCCUCCGACGACAGAGGUAUCGAUGUGGUCCGCGAGCAGAUCAAGACCUUUGCCUCAACGAAACAGAUCUUUAGUCUUGGAGCAUCGACCUCCAAGACAGGACUUGCCGGUUUCAAGCUGAUCAUUCUUGACGAGGCCGACGCCAUGACGAGCACAGCCCAGAUGGCACUGAGACGAAUCAUGGAGAAGUACACUGUCAACACCCGGUUCUGCAUUAUUGCCAACUACUCCCACAAGCUUAGCCCGGCGCUGCUGUCUCGGUGUACAAGAUUUCGGUUCAGUCCCUUGAAGGAGCGGGACAUCAGGGUGCUGGUAGACAAGGUUAUCGACGAGGAGCACAUCAAGAUCAAGCCUGAAGCGGCCGACGCGCUAGUGAAGCUCAGCAAAGGUGAUAUGAGACGAGCGCUGAACGUGUUGCAGGCUUGCCAUGCGUCAAGUACACCCCUCCAACCAAAAGACACCCCCAAAAUCCCCGAAGACCAGAUCGUCCGCGAAAGCAUCACGGUCGACACAAUCUACAUGUGCGUCGCCGCGCCACCACCGGAUGUCAUCAAGAAGAUCAUGAACACGCUGCUCAGCACGAGCGAUGUGACGGCCUGCUUGGCGGCCGUCAACAGCGUCAAGGUCACACAAGGGUUGGCGUUGGCGGAUAUCAUCACUGCGUUGUCGGAGGAGCUGGUCAAGUUGGAGGUAAAGCCAGAAGUUAUGAUCACCUGGCUUGACCUACUUGCCCAGGUGGAGCAUCGGGUAGCAGGCGGCGCCUCGGAGGUCAUACAGACUGGUGCUGUCGUUGGGGCAGUAAGGAAUGGAGUAGAGUUGAUGGGUUGA
This is a messenger RNA of Podospora anserina S mat+, 1170 nucleotides long. RefSeq lists its product as uncharacterized. The transcript has 3 exons. The record is from RefSeq and is a predicted model, not a curated record. Gene Ontology annotation, molecular function: ATP hydrolysis activity; ATP binding; DNA clamp loader activity. Lineage: Eukaryota; Fungi; Ascomycota; Sordariomycetes; Sordariales; Podosporaceae. The coding region runs from base 1 to 1170 and encodes 389 amino acids. Gene Ontology annotation, cellular component: DNA replication factor C complex; Rad17 RFC-like complex; nucleus. Gene Ontology annotation, biological process: DNA repair; DNA-templated DNA replication.